AUGGCUACGGAGUACUUCACUAAGUGGGCAGAGACAGUGUCAUUCCAAAAGGCCACAGGAGGAGUAGUGGCAAACUUCAUCAAGGAGAACAUAAUUGUGAGGUUUGGAGUGCCUCAUAGGAUUAUUAGCGAUAAUGGUACACCGUUUGUCAACAGUGAUGUAAGGAAAAUGAUGAAAUUCUACCAAGUCAAAUACCAUCGUUCAUCGCUUUAUUACCCUCAAGGAAAUGGGCAAGUAGAGGCAACAAACAAGGUUCUCAUAAAGAUCAUCAUAUACGAGACAGAGGUAGUAAACCCCGUAGAAGUGAUGACUCCAUCUUUGAGAGUAAUGCAGAUGCAAGGGAAGGAAAAAGAGGGAGAAGCCUUUACGGCAAAAAGGUGUGAAGAUCUAGAAGGACUUGAUGAAAGAAGGGAGGAAGUCCAAGAGCGUAGCCACAAAUACAGACAAAAUAUGACAAACGCCUAUGGCAGGAUGACUAAAGAGAGGGUGUUCGCGGAAGGACAACUUGUGCUGAAAGUGGCAGACUAUGUUAGGCGAGGUAUGACAAGACCAUCUAAGUUUGCACCCAAAUGGGAGGGACCCCUCGUUAUAAGAGAGACACACCCGAGUGGAUAUUAUCGCCUAACCUAG
Messenger RNA from Quercus robur (English oak), 630 nucleotides. RefSeq lists its product as uncharacterized. NCBI's taxonomy places the organism in Eukaryota, Viridiplantae, Streptophyta, Magnoliopsida, Fagales, Fagaceae. Gene Ontology annotation, molecular function: nucleic acid binding. Gene Ontology annotation, biological process: DNA integration. The transcript has 2 exons. The record is from RefSeq and is a predicted model, not a curated record. The coding region runs from base 1 to 630 and encodes 209 amino acids.